AAGAAAUGCCAGCGAGGUGGCUGAACAUAACAGUUUUGUGUGGAAGACAUAAACUAGCCAUUUAAUCAUCAAUAUGGUUUCCAAACUAGUUUGUACAAUGGUUGUUUUCGUUUGUAUUGGUCAAACCUUGAUUGAGGGUGGACGAGGCGCUAAUCACAAUGUUCAUGCUCCGGAACAUGGCCGACCAGAGAGCCCAACUAUACCGCAUCAUAUGCACAAUCCCCACGCCCAUCAGGGGCAUAACGGUAAUAACGGGCAUAACGGUCAUAAUGGACAUAACGGUCAUAAUGGGCAUAAUGCUCAUAAUGGGCCUAAUGGACAUAAUGGACAUAAUGGGAAUAAUGGACAUAAUGGACAUAAUGGAAAUACCGGACAUAAUGGACAUAAUGGUAAUAACGGACACCACGGUGGAGGAAACCAUCACGGGCAUCAUUAAAUAUUGCAGAAGGAGAAAUUUUA
Messenger RNA from Diabrotica virgifera virgifera (western corn rootworm), 459 nucleotides. RefSeq names its product nacrein-like protein F. Bases 74 to 436 code for a protein of 120 amino acids. The record is from RefSeq and is a predicted model, not a curated record. The transcript has 2 exons. Lineage: Eukaryota; Metazoa; Arthropoda; Insecta; Coleoptera; Chrysomelidae.